This is a messenger RNA of Diutina rugosa, 1305 nucleotides long. RefSeq lists its product as uncharacterized. Gene Ontology annotation, molecular function: A2-type glycerophospholipase activity. Gene Ontology annotation, cellular component: mitochondrial inner membrane. The record is from RefSeq and is a predicted model, not a curated record. The transcript has a single exon. Bases 1 to 1305 code for a protein of 434 amino acids. Gene Ontology annotation, biological process: cardiolipin acyl-chain remodeling. Lineage: Eukaryota; Fungi; Ascomycota; Pichiomycetes; Serinales; Debaryomycetaceae.
AUGACUAUCUCGUGGUCCGAAUCGUUCAGCGACUGGUGGCACGCCAGCCGGGCUCUCCAGCACCCCACCACCCCGCAAUUAGUCUCCGACCCCCGCUACGUGGCCGCUCGAGCGAGGAUCACCGACCUCGAGCGGCAGCUCUUGCUGGACGCCAUGCCGGCGGCUGCGGGACCGCAGUGGGACCUUAUCGACACCGAAGUGGCCCCGGGAGUCAUAUUCCAUGAGUGCCGGGUAUUCGACGACAGAUAUCCCGUAGAACGGCACGUGGUGGUGGUGCACGGGUACAUGGCGGCCAUGGGCUACUUUGGUGGCAACUUGGCGGCGUGGGCGGUGCCGGGAGUGGUGGUGCACGCGAUCGACUGGCCCGGGUUCGGCAACCUGAGCCGGCCGAAGUUCCCCGAUUCGUUACUAGAUGAUAAAGAGAAGAUUAGCGACCGAAUUGCCCAGGUGAAGGCGGUCGAACGGUGGUUUAUCGACCAUCUCGAGACGUGGCGACGCACUCACAAUAUCGCUCAAUUCGACCUUGUCGGCCACUCCAUGGGCGGGUACCUCGCCGCCUGCUACUACUUGGAAUACGGCACUGAUAUCGUUACCAAGCUCGUGCUUUUAAGCCCUAUGGGCACCGAAGAUAGUGCCUUCAGUCUCAUCGACGGUAACGACAUUGACGGCGCCGGAAGUGUCGGCGCGCACCCCGAAAGCAGAGGCAACGACCCUCUCGAAGAGGUGGUAGGCACCGAGGACGAGCGACAACAGCUCUGGCAGCGGGUCGGCGGUCCCAGCUUCCCCAACCAUGUGAUUGUACGCACCAUUUGGCGCCACCACUUGUCGCCAGUGGGGCUUCUUAACUACUGCGGACCAUUAUCCUCCAAAAUGCUCUCAUUGUGGACGUACCAACGGUUCGCCCACAACCCGCCCGAGGUCAUCCACACCCUCCACGCCUACUCGUUCGCGAUCUUCUACCAGUACCUGGGGCUGGGGGAGCGAGCAAUUACGAAACUCGUCAACGCUAACAUCCUUGCCUAUCUACCGCUCUGCCAGCGAGAGUUGCCGCGGGCUUUGGCCCGCAACCAUACCCCCACCUUAGUGAUGUACGGCACUAAGGACUGGAUGAACAGACGUGGCGGCGAACACUUAGUCAACGAGAUUGUCCAGGCUGGCGGUGACGCUCAAUACAAAGAGAUUGACGGCGGUCACCAUAUGUACUUGGACAACCGCCACGCCACCAACGCGGCGGUGGCGCAGUUUCUAGGGCUUAAUCUUGACGAUGGCGUCGUCACCAGCAAUGAUGCCGCCGCCACUGCUUAG